Molecule: messenger RNA, 1692 nt
Organism: Juglans microcarpa x Juglans regia
Lineage: Eukaryota; Viridiplantae; Streptophyta; Magnoliopsida; Fagales; Juglandaceae
Product: triacylglycerol lipase OBL1-like
Exons: 5
Coding region: 96-1511 (471 amino acids)
Biological process (GO): lipid metabolic process
Molecular function (GO): triacylglycerol lipase activity
Source: RefSeq, a predicted model, not a curated record
UCUUUAUUCUUGUCAUCGUCAGAGACAAAAGUCUCCCCAAUAAAUUCUUCUAUAUAUAUAUAUAUAUAUAUCAUCUUCUUCAUAGCUUCCGAGUCAUGGAGCCAAACGAGAGACAAUUCAGUGACGAUUUUCUGCUGCUUAAGCCAGAAGAGGCGAGCUUCUAUGAUCUUGUUCGCUUUCUCCUUUUCUCCGACUACUCGGAAACAAGUGGAUUCCUCGACUACACGGAAUCUCUAGAGGCAGAUUUUUGGCGCCGAUGGUACAUCUUCAACUCCCUUCUCGUGCAGAAACUGCUCCUUCUCUAUGGAAAACCUCUGGUUCUGAUAGGGAAUAUGCUGGAGCUGUGGCUGAAUCUUCUCUUAAGAAACGGAGGAUUUCUCAAGCUGUUUUUUAAGUUCUUUACAGGAGAGGUGGUGCUGCCUGAUCCAUCAUUGGCAACGUUCACAUCUGUGGUGGGAUGUCUUGAUGGAAGAGUGGAGUUAGACAAAAGCAUUAGACAAGAUGAUCACAUAAAAUAUAAUGCUUCGCUUUCAAUGAUGGCUUCCAAAUUGUCAUACGAAAAUGCAGAAUUUGUUCAUACCAUAAUCAGAGAUCACUGGAACAUGGAAUACUUAGGGUUCUACAACUUCUGCAAUGAUUUUCAAGGACAACCUUCAACUCAAGCUAUCAUGUUCCAAGAUACAAAGAAUAACCCUAACCUAAUUGUGGUUGGGUUUAGGGGCACCGAUCCAUUUGAUCCAAUUGCAAUUGGGAUAGAUGUGGACUUGUCGUGGAUUGAGAUUGAUGGCGUGGGAAAGGCCCAUAGUGGCUUUAUGAAAGCUUUAGGCUUGCAGAAGGAAAAAGGCUGGCCAAAAGAAAUAGAGAGAGGAAGUGAUCCCCAACAACAAUUUGCUUACUAUGAAGUAAGAAGCAAGCUAAGAGAAAUAUUGCAGAAGAAUGAGAGAGCUAAAUUCAUAUUAACAGGACACAACUUGGGUGGGGCAUUGGCAAUUCUGUUUGCGACCGUUCUAGCCAUGCAUGAGGAGGCAUGGUUGUUAGAUAAGUUGGAGGGAAUGUAUACAUUUGGACAACCAAGGGUUGGAAACAAGCAGUUUGGAGAUUACAUGAAGGAAAAGUUGAAUGAGAAUGAUGUGAGGUAUCUGAGAUAUGUUUACUGCAAUGACUUGGUGCCUAGGGUGCCUUAUGACGAUGAUGGUAUAUUCUUUGACCAUUUCUCUCCCGUCCUCUACUACAAUGUGCACUACAACGGGAAGGUUUUAUGGGAGGAGCCAAAUAAGAACUACUUCUCACUAUUAUGGGUAAUACCUAUGUACCUAAAUGCUGUUUUGGAGCUGAUCCGAAGUUUCAUAAUCCCAUAUAUCAGAGGUUCGGACUACAAAGAAAGUUGGUUGAUGAAAAUGUUAAGAGUGUUCGGAUUGAUAAUUCCCGGAUUAGCAGCACACAGUCCUCAAGUUUAUGUUAACGUCACUCGAUUGGGAUCCUUCCCUAAAGACCUCCAGAACUCACUUUAGCAUAGAAAUUCCUAAGUUGGUUUACCAAAGAAAUCACAAUAGCUUAUAUAAAGGCUUUAGGGUUUCUUUGAGGGCAACCAACAACUCUUUUUAGGAUUUAAAUUGCAAUGUCUUUUUCUAUUUUCCAUUCAGUUUAGAGAGACAAGAAAUACAUUUAUCGAAAUAAUUGGCUUGUGAACUA